AUGGGGGACAACAGAGCGGUAAAGCAAAAAACCUCAUCAAGGAAGGAUGAUAAUGUCGUAGCGAAAGUAGCGACUUAUGGGCACCGCAAUCCGAUCCACAUCCCACCUGGUUUUAUAUUGAAGGUACCUAUUAGCCUGACUUGCACGGAGUGCUUGCGUGAGUUCCAACCUAAGCCACUCGGUGCGUUACGCCUUAAGGAAGUCGAGGGCCAGAUCGAGGAGCUCAGCAUAUGCCAACCGUGCAUGACGAAGAAUCCGUUCUUAUUCAGGUACUUGGUCAAGUACGCAAGUCGCCCGAGAGACAAGGGCAAGCCCCUGAGUCGACUGCAGAAAACGGUCAAGAGGUUGGAGCUGAUGAGGCUCAAACUGGAAUCGUCCAAGUCUGUUUACAGCGAGACCCAAGCACCAGAUGCGAAGGCGAGGACGGAUCGGGCCAUACAGCUCGUGACAGAUCUGAUCAUGAAAUUUGAGGACUUCCAAAGCGAGGAAGAACAACAAGAAAACGAGGAAGAACUAACACAAGAAAGCGAGGAAGAACUAGAACGAGAAAUCCAAAAACGAGAACACGAAUACCAACUAGAGCAACAAGAAAAAGAAUUGGAACAGCUACUAUGGCUGAAAGAGCAAAAAGAUCGACUGAAAAAAAAAUGGCUAAAACAACAACAUAUCCAACAGCAACAACGGGACAAACAACAGGAAAGCGAAAAGUCCCACAACAAGAAAGCCAAACACAACUGGAAAACGAACAGCAAGAAAACGAACAACAAGAAAACCAGCAACAUGAAGAGCAACAACAAGAAAACCAACAACAAGAACACAAACAGGAAAGCGAACAAGAAAAACGACGAAAACAACGAGAAAUCGAACGUCAACAAGAACGAGAACGCCAUCGACAAGAAAACGAAGAAGUUGAAGCACAAUUCCAGAACAAAAAAGAAGGAGUACUAA
Messenger RNA from Drosophila navojoa, 948 nucleotides. Its product is annotated as probable serine/threonine-protein kinase dyrk1. Lineage: Eukaryota; Metazoa; Arthropoda; Insecta; Diptera; Drosophilidae. The record is from RefSeq and is a predicted model, not a curated record.